GGUCUCUGCGGCUUCGACGGGCUGCGGCCAUGGAGACGGCGGACAAGGAGUGCGGCGCGCUGGGCGGCCUCUUCCAAGCCAUCGUCAACGACAUGAAGAGUUCCUACCCUAUCUGGGAAGAUUUCAAUUCCAAGGCAACUAAACUCCAUUCCCAACUUCGGACCACGGUACUGGCUGCAGUAGCCUUCCUGGAUGCCUUUCAGAAAGUAGCAGACAUGGCCACCAACACACGAGGAGCCACGAGGGACAUCGGCUCGGCACUGACCCGCAUGUGCAUGCGGCACCGCAGCAUCGAGGCCAAACUGAGGCAAUUUACCAAUGCCCUGAUGGAGAGUCUGAUUAACCCCCUGCAGGACAGGAUUGAGGACUGGAAGAAAACUGCUAACCAACUUGACAAAGACCACGCAAAAGAAUACAAACGAGCGCGGCAUGAGAUAAAGAAGAAGUCCUCUGACACGCUGAAGCUUCAGAAGAAAGCCCGGAAAGGUAAGGGGGACCUGCAGCCUCAGCUCGACAAUGCGCUCCAGGAUGUCAACGACAUGUACCUCCUCUUGGAGGAAACGGAGAAGCAGGCUGUCCGCAAGGCACUCGUUGAGGAGCGGGGACGGUUCUGCACCUUCAUUGCUUACUUGCAGCCUGUGGUGAAUGGAGAGAUCACCAUGCUAGGAGAGAUCACCCACCUGCAGGGCAUCAUUGACGAUCUGGUGGUGCUGACUGCUGACCCUCACAAACUGCCAUCAGCCAGUGAGCAGGUGAUCAAAGAUUUGAAGGGCUCCGAUUACAGCUGGUCUUACCAGACCCCACCAUCCUCCCCAAGCAGCUCUGGGUCCCGCAAGUCCAGCAUGUGCAGCCUGGCACAGCCAGCAAACGCCAACACCCGCCUGUCCAGCGUCUCCUCGCACGACUCCGGCUUCAUCUCCCAGGAUGCCGUGUUCUCCAAGCCACCUUCACCGAUGCCCUCGGACAUCACCAGUCAGAAGUCCUCCAGCUCCGCAUCGUCCGAGGCAUCUGAGACCUGCCAGUCUGUUAGCGAAUGCAACUCCCCGACCUCGUGGAAACCUCUGAAUGUAGCUCAUGUGCCCAGGACUGAAGGAAGCUCCAGAAGAAGCCUUAGCCUGGAUUGGUCUAAGGCCAGCCUCUAUGAGCAGCCGGUGGCAAAUACACUGCAGCGAAGAAAAGACCGUGUCGAGCACCUCCGCGAGGCAGAACUGGGCGCCACCACGAUGGUGUAUCCGGGCAUUAGUCUGGAGGAAGGCUCCAGGCCUCGUAUGUCCCCAGCCUCCAUCGCUGCCAAGCACGGGGAGGAGGUGUCCCCAGCUGCCAGUGACCUGGCGAUGGUGCUGACCCGCGGCCUGAGCCUGGAGCACCAGAAGAGCAGCCGGGACUCGCUGCAAUACUCCAGUGGCUACAGCACGCAGACCACCACGCCUUCCUGUUCGGAGGACACCAUCCCCUCUCAAGGCUCAGACUACGACUGCUACUCUGUGAACGGCGACGCCGAAGGAGAGGUCCAGAGUGAGUUUGACAAGUCCUCCACCAUCCCUCGCAAUAGCAACAUUGCCCAGAACUACCGGCGCAUGAUCCAGACCAAGCGACCUGCUUCCACCGCCGGUUUGCCGACUGGCACUACCUUGCCAGCUGGUACUACGCCAGGUGUGGCCACCAUCCGCCGCACUCCUUCUACCAAGCCCACAGUGCGCCGAACCCUUUCCAGUGCUGGCCCUAUUCCCAUCAGACCCCCCAUCGUCCCUGUCAAGACCCCCACAGUGCCUGACUCCCCUGGCUACACCGGCCCUAUGCGGGUGGGCAGUGAGGAAUGCGUGUUCUAUGCCGACGAUGCCUCGCCAAGCGCUCUAGACUUUGCGAAAGCCUCGCCCAAGAGGCUGAGCCUGCCCAACACUGCCUGGGGCAGCAACGUCAUGGAGAUCUCGGUCUACGCGGGGAGCGGGAAGCACCUCUCCACUGAAGAGGAGCAGCAGCAGCUGGCCGCCAACCGGCAUAGCCUGGUGGAGAAGAUUGGCGAGCUGGUGGCCAGUGCCCACGCCCUGGCAGAGGGCCAGUUUCCCUUCCCCGCCACAGCGCUGUCGGCCCCCGGCCCUGGGGAAGAGACUGCCACGCCUCUCCCCACGGCUUCCAGCGACCCUCCGGCCGAAGACAUGCUGGUCGCCAUCCGGCGUGGGGUGCGCCUUCGCAGGACCAUCACCAACGACAGAUCAGCACCGCGAUUUUUGUGAUGAACUCUUCCCAGCUGCCUACUCGAUGCCCCCUUGCAGUUAGAGCGGAACCCCGGAGUCAGAACAGAGUCAGGAAAAGUAGAAUUAAUGAACCGAAAAAGGCAAAGCCACUUUAUGGAGAUUGCGUCGGAGUCUAGAUGUAAAAGAAGACUAAACACCACACCUUUGCUAACCCACUCGAAAGGGCACAGCUUGGAACUGGACUGGUUUGGGGGCCUAUUUUAUACCUGGUUUUCUCCUGCCAUCGUACCCAGUUCCUUUCUCUUCUGCACCUGCCCUCUUCCUGCCCUCUAGAGAUCAGUUGUAGCCACACCCCCAUGCUAGAGGCUGACCCUGCUAUGUGCUGUCAGGGAGGAGCAAAAAAAACCUGGACUGGAUUUAGCAGCCACAUCCUUAAUCUAAACCACCAACAGAUCACAACACACAACAGAGAAAUGCAGGCUGCUUUCUCCUACAGAAAUGCUCACUUCUAGGGACAGAAAAUGUACUGUUAGUCUUGUGUUGAACCCUUCCCACUCCUCCGUCGUUUUCUCUCCCAGUCUUUUCUGUAUUGAUAGCAUCUGUUUGUAUCAGCUGUUCUAAAAAAGACCUCACAAGCGGUCGCAUCAUUGUGAACAAUCCCAGAAAAUCUGGUCCUGUUGUCAGCUGGAUCCCUCAUGCAGUUAGACAGUAGGUUAUGAAAGGAACUGUGAAUGGGAGGUGUACAGGUGCCUGCUUAUCAAGUGGGAGGUGUAGAUGUUUCCUCCCAAGGGCACCAUCCCCAAAUAUGGGGCUUCUUCUCUUCCUGUGUUGUCAUGGGCACAGGCCUUGUGAAAGCCCCAUGGGAGCGUGAGGGGCGGCUCAUGUUGGCUGUAAAGACACAUUGCUUGCCCCAAGUUCAUCGGUGGAUAAGCAAGAGUGCUGCCAUUGACAAAGCAAUGGCCAAGGUGGUGUGUGUGUGUGUGUAUGUGUGUGUAGAGCGAGCGAGAGGUGUGUGUGUGUGUGUAUGUAUGUAUGUAUGUAUGUAUGUAUGUACCAGGAUUGGCCAGAUAGCACUAUAGAGGUGUGGCUUUAUCAUGCUAUGGGGUUGAGGGGCCAUAGGGAUGAGACAAGAGGCUUCUGUGUAAAUGGAAGUGAGUGAGUGGGUGGGUGGGUGGCGCUGGCAAUUGAUGGCCCAGUGGAGUUGCGAAGAGUGCGAAGGUACCUGGUUGAGCCUGCCCAUUCUUCUGUUCUUCUAAGUAUCUUCAAGGUGGCCGGUUCUCAAAUGGUGAUGCUCCCAAGUUCUUGUGUAUUGGGUGUGAUGGAAAGGGCCAGUGCUCAGUGGUGACGUGCCUGCUUGGCAUGCAGAAGGGCCCAGGAUUAACCCCCACCACCACCACAGCAUCUCCAGGUGGAACAAGGAAGGAACCCUGAUUGAUACUCUGGAGAGCUAUUGCACCCAUUGUGUCAACUGGAAUUCCGUCUACUGGAAGACUAAGCCAAAUGGGGGGUUGUGUGUGUUGGGGGGGACUUCUAUUAAUAUUUUUUGGAGCAACCCAAACCUUCUGUUGAUACUUUGGGGGAUACUUUGCACAGUGAGGUAAUCUGCCUAGCUGACUCAUGUGAUGGAUACAGGAAGCAUUAUUCUCAUGCUUGGUUGGUUGGCCUUGUGACAUUGUCCUUCACCAGAUCUGAUUGGCUGGGUAGAGCACGCAUCCCAUUCACUACUUUUCCCUGAUGAGCGAAGCUUGGCCAAGUGAUUACUGCAUCUUUUGUUCAUGUUUUAAGAGAAAAAUCAAUGUUGAAGGAGCAGCAGAGGGGAGAAAUAAUGGCAGCAAACAGACUGGAAAGACUUGGAAAUAUUUCAACUCCCGUGAAAGUCCUAUUUUUGGCCUCCAACUCUACAGGAGCCCCAAUUUAAGACCCCUCCCUGUCACUUUUGUUUUAUCUUGUCUUGGGAACGUGUCAGGUGGAACUUUGGUGUAUAGUGCAACCAGUCAAAUGUUGAGAGACAUCGACCCAAAUUGAAAGCAAUGGAACAAAAGUUUUGUUGUCUUGCUGACAAUAAAAGGGCUAAACCUAGUAAGGCUGUAGUCAGACAAGGCUCUUGAUUGUGCUAAACCAUGUGAGCUACUUGCUUGAAUCAGAGAGAUCACAUGAAGCGCGGUGCCUCUUCUCAGCCUAGGUGUACUCAAAGGGCUGGCCCUGCUGCUGCUCCGUUUUCUCAUGGGCUGCUACAGUAAAUGCUGCCAAUAGGUUGUGAUGCCGAUGGCAAAGCCUGUGCCAACCUCGGUUCAGCUUGCGCUUCCGUGUUUGGAAUUGUAAAGUUUGUGCUCUGCAAAAGUGUCUUUAGGGCUAGCAGGUCACAUGGCCAAAAACAGCACUGCGCCUUUUAUCCCAAGCAGCUAGCAGUCCUCACCCCUGUGCAGGCAGUCCAGUUUGAUGGCUGAACUUGCUAAAAAGGACGUUGGCAGGCAUGCUGAAGGCGGCUAUCAAGCGCAUGCUUACAUUGCGCAUAGAGUGCGGCUGUGUCUGUGCAUAGAGCGCGUGGCAGGAGACGGCUGAGUCUGCAGCAGAGCUUUGGUCUCUGCCACCCUCACUGCUCCCUAGAAAGUCUAGAAAUUGUUCUCUGUUGGCAAAUGGAAAGUGAUGUUGGGAAAGAGAGUUCUGAAAAGCCAGAGAUGGCUGAAGUCAGAGGAGGUGAUGGGAAGGUGAACAGUCUAGACCAGCCUUCCCCAAACUGGCACCCACAGUGCAGCUGGGGGAUUAUAGGAUCUGUAGGCCAACACAGUUGAAGGGUGCCAGUUUAGGGAAAGCUGAGCUACAAACAAGAUGGCUUAAGGUGAGGAAAAACGGGGAGACCUGGACUUCCCUUGUGCUUGGCUAGGAAGGGUGCUAAAGUAAGGUGGCCAUCUGAAAAGGAGGACGGGGCUCCUGUACCUUUAACUGGUAUAGAAAAGGGAGUGUCAGCUGGUGUCAUUUGUAUGCAUGCAACACCUGGUGAAAUUCCCUCUUCAUCACAACAGAUGAAACCUCUCUAGAGAAAUGAGGCAAGAGGGCCUGUAGCUGUUGGCUUUGCUCUGCUAGCAAAGUGGCAUCCAGGGAUGACCAGAGAGCAAAAGUGGAUGAAGUGGGAGAACCCUCGGAAGUCUUGGACUUGCCAAGGACUCCCCAAGUGCAGGGACUUCAUCAAGGGAGAGAGAGACGGUUGUGUGCUGGGGUGGGGAGACCCCACCAAGGUUGAUGGGAGGUGGUUGGAAAGGGCUCCCUUCCUGCCUCUCCCCAUAGGUCAGCUACUCCUUUCUAAGGCAUGCAGAGAGCAGGCAGCACAGAAGCCUUGGAGCAAUACUUUGCCAAAGGCCUUGAGAAAGCACAAGUCCUGCUGCUGCUGCUGCUGCGCUUCCCACCCCACCCCGACCCCGACCAAAGCACAGCAGGGCCAGAGGUCGUUGUACAUAGUGCCACAGCAAAGCCCCCGCCACACCCAGUCACAUGUGCGUGUCUGUAUUGUCACAUUGUAACCUUCCUCUUAUUCAGUCAAGAGAAAUAACAAUUUAGUUCUAAUGUAACCGCCCUCCUGUGGCUUCCAUGCCUCCCUGUCAUGACCAGAAACGACAGUGACAAUACGUGACAAAUGUUUUCAUUUUGCUUAUUUUAUUUUUUGUACAGAGAAAAAACCUCCCUUUAAAAUGUCUUUCAACUGACGUAACUAUUCUGGUGCUGUUAACUUGUUCCUCUAUUUUUUUUUCUAAUUUAUUUUCCCACGCCUUCUUUCUUAAAAAUGAUUACCCUACCCCUUCUUCCUUCAUUUAAGAUAGUCACUGCUACAAGUAACGAAUGCACUGUGAAGAUUCCAGUAUUAAUAAAAGUUGUACUGU
This is a messenger RNA of Elgaria multicarinata webbii, 6070 nucleotides long. It is a transcript of the gene MTSS2, whose product is annotated as MTSS I-BAR domain containing 2. NCBI's taxonomy places the organism in Eukaryota, Metazoa, Chordata, Lepidosauria, Squamata, Anguidae. Gene Ontology annotation, molecular function: actin binding; phospholipid binding. The record is from RefSeq and is a predicted model, not a curated record. The coding region runs from base 30 to 2234 and encodes 734 amino acids. The transcript has 15 exons. Gene Ontology annotation, biological process: plasma membrane organization; cell projection assembly. Gene Ontology annotation, cellular component: cytoplasmic side of plasma membrane; actin cytoskeleton.